Messenger RNA from Hippocampus comes (tiger tail seahorse), 3864 nucleotides. It is a transcript of the gene tex2l, whose product is annotated as testis expressed 2, like. Gene Ontology annotation, cellular component: endoplasmic reticulum. The record is from RefSeq and is a predicted model, not a curated record. Bases 329 to 3481 code for a protein of 1050 amino acids. NCBI's taxonomy places the organism in Eukaryota, Metazoa, Chordata, Actinopteri, Syngnathiformes, Syngnathidae. The transcript is spliced from 13 exons. Gene Ontology annotation, molecular function: lipid binding.
UAGGCAGUGGUAUCGAUUCAUGAGGACCGAUAGAGAAUCCUUUACGUGUACAUCAGAUGGUUGGUGAGCUGCGAUUCUCGGCAGCGCAUGACACAUCUGGAUACGGGCACGUUGGCUUAAAGAGGAGGUGUGUGUGUGUCAGAGUGCAUGAGAACGAGACCGAGAGAGAUGGUGGAGGAGAGUGUGUUCACGCAGGCUCCUCCUUACCCCGCUGCUGUCCUUGCACACGCAAAUGGAAAGAUGGACUUCUCUGAAGACCAUUGUGGCCGUCCCGUUGAUCCCCACGCGGUGACUCUUAGGUGCCUCGGCCGUGUGAUGUAGUCACGAAAUGGCAGAGAGCGGAAACAAUUGGGCGCAAGGAUGUGAAAAGGAUGCAAGAGGAGACGGCGGACCUCACUCGGAUGCCCGCAGCCCAGAUGUUGUCCCAAACUCGCUUGGGACUAAGCGGCAUCUCCCGCGGGGGAUUGUUAUCCAGCUGACAGGAACGGAGGGAGAAUGGAGCAGCUUGGAUGAGAGUGAGCUCAUCUUCUCGCUGGAUCACGAUGAGUACUACGCCUCGGUGUCUCAUUCGAGUCAGAAGCACAUCACCGGUGACGAUGACAAAGGAUCGCAGUCCCAAGCGUUCCAUGUCCCGCUUUCACCCUCGUCUCCUGGUUCUUUGGGUAAUUGCUCCGCCGCGAGCCCCGCCUUCCUCUCCCCAGGCCCUUCCUCGCCCACUCAUCGGCCCUUGGCCAGUCUGGUAAAGUCGCUUUCCACAGAGCUGGAGCUGAGAGAAAAUUCCGCCCUCAGGCCAAAACCUCUUCUCAGCCUCGUGAAGUCAAUUUCCACCGAGCUCUCUCGUUCGGAGCCGGAGGUGUCGCAGUCCAAAUCGGACUCGCGCCUCAACCUCCACCUGUUGAAGCAGCUGACGCAGCCCAAGAACCGAAGCGCCGGGGACUCUCGGACAGCACCCCCAUCUCCCAGCGCGCUCUCUCCAAGCGGAGAGGGUCAUAAAGGCGGUUUCUUUAAAAUGGAACUCGAGGAUACCAAAAGGAAACUCUCAGAGGCGGUCCAUGAGCCGUUCAGCAGUAUGUUCAACAAGAUCAGGAGAGAAGAUAGCACAGGCAGCCCCAAACACACGUGUAAGACCACCCAGGUCAUUUCUAGAGGUUCGGGCCGGGAAGCGAGCACUGACGCGGGGGUCUCGGAAUCUCCAGUGAGAAGUGGCGGCAGGACAGAUGGCGAUUUUUUCCACUGGCCUUCGGUUAGAUAUGCCGGGAGAAGCCCCCGCAGCACCUGUCCAGUGCAUCACUGCAAACAUCUCACCGAUGAAGAGCAAGGAUUUUAUUCCGACGGAGACGCGGUGCAGGUUUUUUCCAUCGAUACUCACCAGCAAGCCGGGAAAGCGUCACAGGUCGCAUCUUGUAGGACGUCUCCACUCCACACAAGCAAUCCUCCACCGUGCUUGAGUUUAUUCUGUGUGGCAAUAAUCUCCUACGGUUAUUUUACCCUACCGCUGAAUCCGUAUUUCUCCGGCCUGGCUCUCGGGGUGGCAAUGGGUUUCUUGCUCGGACUCUUGCUGAUUCGAAUGGGCUCUUCCAGGUCCUUCUGUUCAGCUUUUCCAAGCAAACCGCUUCUGGGAGAGGGGAUUUGGAAAGGUUGCUCCAUUGAGCCUGACACCAUCAAGGGUUGGAUGAAUGAGAUUCAUGAUUACGGCCCAGAGACGUAUCACUCAGCACAGGCAAAUUCCGUGUUUGCCACGCUGGAGGGAUCCCGUCUCCGACUCGACACCCCCCAAUCUAACAUCAGCCGCAGGGCCGCAUGCGACGAGAAAAUCAACGAGUUCACUUUCACAAAGACGCGCACAUACCAGCUGGAACAAAGCAAAGUAUUCUUACUGCCAUCUGUGUUGGCUCGUAAGCGACUAUGGAACCCCAAAUAUCCAAUCUGCAUCCAGCUGGCCAGUGGAGUAAACUCCCAGGAGGAGGUUGGACGACGGUCGGAGGAGAGUCGGGAAGUGGAGGAGCAGCCAAAAACUGCACCCGCUAGCUCAUUUCAACGUUUGCCAGAGUCCGCCCGUGACCCAGCCACAACUCUUUACCUCUUUGGGCGCACGGGGAGAGAAAAAGAGGAGUGGUUUCAUCAUUUCUUGCUAGCAUCCACGGACACAGAGAGAGAAAAGGACCGGGACAAGCCAAGGUCUUCCAGAUGUGCGCCUCGAUCGGGUGACCCAGUACUGUCGCAGGCUAUCAGCGGCCAAAGCGAUAACCCGGCCAGCAGAGGCUCCAGCAGAGUGGGCAGCAGUGAAGACGACGGACCCUCCGUGCCUGCAGUUUCUCUCAGUCAGACCUCCUCCAGUAGCAGCACCGCCAGGGGCCUUUCACUGCUUGACUACCCCGGCUACAUGUCUCGUCUUCUGGCUACAGAAGACUUGCUCCCGCUCUCCAGCCCUGGAGUCGGCAGUACACAGACAAGCCCCAGCCUCAAAGGAAACUGCACCUGUGAUCUGGUGGAUGACUCUGGGACCAGUUCGACUUUAUGGGUGAACGCUCUGAUUGGGCGCAUCUUUUGGGACUUCCUGAGAGAGAAGUCCUGGGCCGACGCGGUUUCCCACAAGAUCCAGAAGAAGCUCAGCAAAAUCAAAUUGCCUUAUUUUAUGAAUGAACUGACCCUGACUGAGCUGGAUAUGGGCUGUUCCAUCCCAAAAAUCAUAUCUACCUCCCGACCAGAAGUAAACCACAGAGGCCUGUGGGUGGAGCUGCAGCUGGCCUACAAUGGCACCCUACAGAUGACCCUGCAGACCAAAUUCAACUUGUCCAAACUGGGGAAAGACGGCGGCCAGGUCACCGAUUGGUUGACUGAACCUGGAAACUCACACUGCAGACCCAUUCUAAGUGUGCUGGCGGACAGUGACGAGGAGUCCUCCAGUGCCGGUUCAUCUGAUGAGGAAGAGUUUCUCCUGGCUGAGCCUCAGGGCCCCACUGGGGAAAAGGGCCCGUCAUCAGCAACGGAUGGGACAGGGGGCGGGAGGACUGGAAGGAAGAUUUUGAGAUUUGUGGACAAAAUCGCUAAAUCCAAAUAUUUCCAGAAGGCAACGGAGAAUGAGUUCAUCAAGAAGAAGUUUGAAGAGAUGUCAAACACGCCGCUGCUGCUCACAGUGGAGGUUCAAGAGCUGUCAGGGUCCCUGGUUGUCAAUAUUCCGCCGCCCCCUACUGACAGGAUAUGGUAUAGCUUUUGCGUUCCACCCAAGCUGGAUCUGCGUGUUCGGCCCAAACUCGGCGAGAGGGAGGUGACGUUGUGUCACGUGACCGAGUGGAUUGAAAAGAAACUACAGGAUGAGUUCCAGAAAGUGUUUGUGCUGCCAAACAUGGAUGACAUCUACUUACCCAUGAUGCACUCCAGCGUGGAUAACCCCCACAUGUCGGAGCAUCCGUCCUCUCGCGAUUGCCAGUCCCAGAGCUCCACUGAGUCCAUGGAGCGUAUCCCACCGGCGGUGACAUAAACGGAAUCGGACUCCGGUUAAAUGACAUGUUGACGUUUGCCAUGCUCCGAAUUGAAGGAGAGCUAAGAAAAAUGCACUUCCAAAGAGAUCGUUAUCACUGUAUUCCCAUCAAUGAAUGUCAUUCAUGAUUAAUAAGAACAAAUCAUGAAAGAUACUUUGAGGCCCCUUCACGUGAAUCAGAACCCAUGAAGUAUUGCUCUCAGUUUCAAAAAUGUUGCUGACUGCUGAGUCUCUUUUGUGUUUAAAAAAAAAAAAGGAUUGUAAAUGAUACUUUGGGCAAAAUAUCUACGUCCCUCUGAGAUUAUUUGCUUCUUUUAUUAUUGGCAGAUGCUGAUUGUAAAAAAAUAAAAUAAAAUAAAACACGACGCUUCAUUCAUGUAUUC